CAUUAGGCAGUAUAUAUAUAUUCACCACUCGGACCUGCAGGUUUCCCUCAUCUUCAGUGUGGUUAAUCAAUAAUCAAGCAAAGCAGAUCAAAGCUCUCUUGAAAUUUCGAACGAUGGGUUUGAAGGAGGAAUUUGAAGAGUACGCUGAGAAAGCUAAGCAAUUGCCUGAGAAUACUUCCAAUGACGACAAGCUCAUUCUCUAUGGACUUUUCAAACAAGCCACAGUUGGGAAUGUGAACACAAGCCGUCCGGGUAUGUUCAACAUGAGGGACAGAGCAAAGUGGGAUGCUUGGAAGGCUAUUGAAGGAAAAACCCAGGAGGAAGCUAUGAAUGAUUAUAUUACCAAGGUGAAACAGCUGCAGGAAGCAGCUUCAUCUUGAUGGCAUGAAUCACCUGUUCAAUAAGUUAAAUAUUAUGGUCUGAUCUAUCCAGUCAUGCUUGUUGCCUUUAUGUUUAAAAGAUCUCCCUAUAGCCUGGAGAAAAACAUAUCUAUGCAUAAAACUGUUGUGUUAUUGCUGGCUGAUUUCUAUGGUAUAUCUGCAUGAUUUUCUUAUAA
This is a messenger RNA of Ipomoea triloba (trilobed morning glory), 556 nucleotides long. RefSeq names its product acyl-CoA-binding protein. The coding region runs from base 114 to 380 and encodes 88 amino acids. Gene Ontology annotation, biological process: fatty acid metabolic process. The record is from RefSeq and is a predicted model, not a curated record. Gene Ontology annotation, molecular function: fatty-acyl-CoA binding. NCBI's taxonomy places the organism in Eukaryota, Viridiplantae, Streptophyta, Magnoliopsida, Solanales, Convolvulaceae. The transcript is spliced from 4 exons.